This is a messenger RNA of Cinclus cinclus, 2379 nucleotides long. It is a transcript of the gene LOXL3, whose product is annotated as lysyl oxidase like 3. The transcript has 15 exons. Gene Ontology annotation, cellular component: membrane. Gene Ontology annotation, molecular function: copper ion binding; protein-lysine 6-oxidase activity. The coding region runs from base 1 to 2379 and encodes 792 amino acids. The record is from RefSeq and is a predicted model, not a curated record. Lineage: Eukaryota; Metazoa; Chordata; Aves; Passeriformes; Cinclidae. Gene Ontology annotation, biological process: inflammatory response; peptidyl-lysine oxidation.
AUGGGAGGCUGCGGCUCGCGGGCAUGGCUGGUGCUGCUGGGCAGCGCGUGGCUGUGGGUGGGCAGUGCCCAGCCCAGCCCCACGGGCCCCACACAUGGCCCUGGACCCCAGCUGAGGUUCCGCCUGGCCGGUUACCCCCGCAAACACAACGAGGGCCGCGUCGAGGUCUUCUACAACGACGAGUGGGGAACCAUCUGCGACGACGACUUCACGCUGGGCAACGCUCACGUGCUGUGCCGGCACCUCGGCUUCGUGGCUGCCACUGGCUGGGCCCACAGCGCCAAGUAUGGCAAAGGAGUCGGGCGGAUCUGGCUGGACAAUGUGAACUGUGCUGGAAGUGAGAAGAGCAUCGGGGACUGCAAACACCGGGGCUGGGGGAACAGCGACUGCAGCCAUGAGGAAGACGCAGGUGUUGUUUGCAAGGAUGAGCGCAUUCCAGGCUUCAAGGACUCCAACGUCAUCGAGACCGAGCAGAGCCAUGUGGAGGAGGUCCGGCUGAGGCCAGUGGUGUCCGGGGGACGGCGGCAGCUGCCGGUGACAGAGGGCAUCGUGGAGGUGCGCUACAAGGACAGCUGGGCACAGAUCUGUGACCAGGGCUGGGACGGCCACAACAGCCGCGUCGUCUGUGGCAUGAUGGGCUUCCCAGCAGAGAAGAAAGUCAACAGGAACUUCUACAAGCGGCUGAAGCGAGCAGCCAGGAUGAAGGGCCACAGCCCGAGGCUGGGCCAGGGUGCCAGCAGGCUGGCCUCCAAAUCUCAGCCUAAACAAAAGCGCAGGGAGGACGUAGGGCUCAAGAAGAGGCUCUUCACGGAGCGACAGCAGCUCAACUACCGCCUGCACUCGGUGUCCUGCACGGGGACAGAGGUGCACCUGUCCAUGUGCUCCUUUGAGUUCUACCGAGGCAACUCCUCAGCAGCUUGCGGGGCUGGCAUGCCCGCUGUGGUCAGCUGCGUGCCCGGGCCCCUCUUCGCCGCUGGCAAUGCCCACAAGAAGAAACAGCGCCAGCAGCAGCAGCAGGGCCAGCCCCGGAUCCGGCUGAAGGGCGGUGCGAGGAUUGGUGAGGGCCGCGUUGAGGUGCUCAGGAGCAGCGAGUGGGGCACGAUCUGUGAUGACCGCUGGAACCUGCAGUCGGCCAGCGUCGUGUGCCGCGAGCUGGGCUUCGGCAGCGCCAAGGAGGCCCUCACCGGGGCACGCAUGGGGCAAGGGACGGGCCCCAUUCACCUGAACGAGGUGCAGUGCCGGGGCACCGAGAAGUCCCUCUGGAACUGUCCCUUCAGGAACAUCACACAGGAGGACUGCAAGCACUCGGAGGAUGCGGCUGUUCGCUGCAACAUCCCCUACAUGGGCUACGAGAACCUGAUUCGGCUGAGUGGGGGCCGGAGCCGCUUCGAGGGGCGGGUCGAGGUGGCGGUGGGGGCUGGCGACGGGGACCAGCCCCGCUGGGGUCUGGUCUGCGGCGAAGGCUGGGGUACGCUCGAGGCCAUGGUGGCCUGUCGCCAGCUGGGUCUGGGAUUCGCUAACCACGGCUUACAAGAGACGUGGUACUGGGACGCCAGCAACGUGACAGAGAUGGUCAUGAGCGGGGUGAAGUGUGCUGGCCACGAGAUGUCCCUGAGCCACUGCCAGCACCACGGCGCCAGCCUGAGCUGCAGGAACACGGGCACGCGCUUCGCAGCGGGCGUCAUCUGCUCCGAGACUGCCUCUGACCUGCUGCUGCAUGCACCGCUGGUGCAGGAGACGGCGUACAUCGAGGACCGGCCGCUGCACAUGCUGUACUGCGCCGCCGAGGAGAACUGCCUGGCCAGCUCGGCCCGCCUGGCCAACUGGCCCUACGGACACCGCCGCCUGCUCCGCUUCUCCUCCCAGAUCCACAACCGCGGCCGUGCCGACUUUCGCCCCAAGGCUGGCCGCCACUCCUGGGUCUGGCACGAGUGCCACCGGCACUACCACAGCAUGGACAUCUUUACCCACUACGACAUCCUGACCCCCAACGGCACCAAGGUGGCCGAGGGACACAAGGCCAGCUUCUGCCUGGAGGACACUGAGUGCGAGGAAGAUGUGGCCAAGAGGUACGAGUGUGCCAACUUUGGGGAGCAGGGCAUCACCGUGGGCUGCUGGGACCUGUACCGACAUGACAUCGACUGCCAGUGGAUCGACAUCACUGAUGUCAAGCCAGGCAACUACAUCCUGCAGGUUGUGAUCAACCCCAACUUCGAGGUGGCAGAAAGUGACUUCACCAACAAUGCCAUGAAAUGCAACUGCAAGUACGACGGGCACCGCAUCUGGGUGCACAGCUGCCACAUUGGAGAUGCGCUCAGCGAGGAGGCCAACAAGCGGUUUGAGCAGUACCCAGGUCAGCUCAACAACCAGAUUUCAUAG